Aphanomyces invadans is the source of this 2965-nucleotide messenger RNA. RefSeq lists its product as hypothetical. Bases 359 to 2911 code for a protein of 850 amino acids. Lineage: Eukaryota; Oomycota; Saprolegniomycetes; Saprolegniales; Verrucalvaceae. The transcript has 17 exons. The record is from RefSeq and is a predicted model, not a curated record. Gene Ontology annotation, molecular function: small conductance calcium-activated potassium channel activity; calmodulin binding. Gene Ontology annotation, biological process: potassium ion transport. Gene Ontology annotation, cellular component: plasma membrane.
CACUUUUUGUUCCACGAGCGGUUGCGCCGACAGGAAAGGACAACAUGGCGUGGUGGUGGAGCACGAGUCCGUGGGUCGUGAAGACGCGUGCGAAAAGCACGUACGUGGAGCGACAAGAGUCGGGCACUGGCUUGUCUAUCCGCCAUCCGUGGAAGCGCGUCGUGGCGGUUGUGCUUCUGCUCGGCGUCAAUAUUGUCGUGCAUGUUGUCAAUCCUGUCGCGUAUUCGCGUGCAAUGGUGGCGAUUCCUGUGUAUGGAACCGCAUUCAACUUUCUGUGCCGAGCGAUGCUGCCCGAUGACACGAUUGGAACCGUUGUACGUCACAGUCGCUUCAUCCUAAACUGUCCUAUGUUCCCUCAAUGUGGCAGACCUUGCGAGUAACGUUGGCGCUCUUGACUGUGGUGCUGGGGUGCAUUUUUACCCGAGCUAUGAUCUUUCCCAUCUUGCGUCGAUAUCUUUCCAUGUUCUCGUCUGGCCAUGCUGAACUCGGGCGACUUGAAUCCAUCAAGACCAGCGGGGGUCUCGCUGCCAUCUCUCACCGCACUGUGAACGCAUUCGCAAACGGCGGGCGACCGUACUCCAUCGACGUCUAUAUUGGAUCGGUGUCUCAAGGGUCGUGGACGAUCAUGUACUUCCUCAUUCCGCUGUACCUAUCGCUCGUCGCGACCAUUUUUAACGCGUUCGCGCCAGCGAAUCUCGAGGUGACGUCGGUACUGCCCAUUCGUUAUGUUGAACUGUAUCCGACCGUGCGUGCGGUCUCGCUCGUCAUGAAUGGGCUCUUGCUGUUCUCUACGUUGGACGUGAUGCUGCAAGACCACAUUCGUUGCGAGAGUCUCUUUGACAACUGGAUGCAUGGAUUUCGCUGGCACGUGUGGCGCCACCAAUACGUACGCAUUUCAUGCUUCUGGCUCGUCUUCACCGGGCUCGUCGCCUACGCCGCCAUUGGCCUUCCCCACGUGCAUGCUGCCAUGACGGACUGGUUCUUCCAACACGUGUCGACCGAUGUCUACUUUAUGGAGUCGUGGCGGGCGCUCUUUAGUGGCGCUGUGGUCAUGCUUGACGUCGUGGUCCUUAUGCAAGACUGGGACUUUCCAACUGCGGCGUCGCCCAAGCACGUUUACAUUCCUGGCCUUGCCACGAACGUUGUAUGCCUUGGGCACAACACUCGGUUUCGCCUCGCCUUUACGUGCAAGUGGAUCGUCAUGGGUUUGAUUAUGUUGAUGCUGCCGUUGGACGUGUGGACGUUGGUGCAGCAGCUCAACUACACUCCCCUUCACUACGGGCAGAUGGUCGCGGCGGCAACCCUUCAAGUCGUAUCGAUGGUCAACACGACUCAGCUGGAUGCGCUCGCGUGUGGAGCGCUGUGUUUUCAUGGACCUCUACCUGCUCACGCCGACGUGGUGCCAACGCUUGGACGGUAUUUCAGUUGGCCUGCAGAAGACAAGUUCCCGGCCGUGUGCUUGGUAGUUUACGUGGUGUUCUUGUGCAUACGAAUGAUCGCGAACGAAGACAGUGGUUUUGUCGUGUCGAGUCAAAUGCAAGGAGUCAAGGAACAAAACUAUCGCCGCCAGCUCGAUCACUCGUCGUUGCCUCCGCGGGCCGUGCAAGAUUUGGUGCGACUCGCCGACAUCAAGCGCCAAUACUGGCUCCGGCGGCACUCGGACGACAUUUGCGUCGGCCUUGCCCUCUUUGGCCUUGUGCUCAUGUUGCUCCAACUGCGGUGUAUCUGGCAAGUACGAGUCGAGUUUGCCAUGGCCACGUACCCGUCCAACAUGGUGUCGACCCCCGGCCAAACCUACGCGCUUCUCAUCUUCAUUUCGACACUGCUUCUCGUGUUCGAACUACACCGACGCUUCCGUCUCACGGUUGAUAUUCUCAAACUGCGCAACAAACUGUCGCCAAGCACAACCAUGUGGCGCCACCCGAGCAUUCGUUUGCAGCUCUUGGUAGAACUCGUGGCUAACUUGGCGAUUGUACCGCCGCUUGUGACGGGUGUUUUUGUUGUCAACGAGUACCAAAUGCAUGCAACGACGUGUCCGACACCGUUGGUUCGGCAAGGAAGCGACAAGUGCUACCUUGUGCUGGAAUACCCGUACGAAACCCUCGGCAUGGUCAUGUUUCUGCGGCUUUAUUGGAUCGUCCGGCUCGUCCGCAACCAUUCCGGGUUUUAUGGCCAGCGCGUCGACUUUAUCGGAUCUCUCAACAACGUGAGCACGGACUCGCCGCUGUGGCAUUUCCGCGCGAUCUUUUACCAUCACCCAGUGUUUGCAUUCUUGACGUGCACCAUUUUGACGUGGGUCGCAACAGCAGUGGGCGUAUCUGUUAUGGAGCGGCCGUUGCCGUCCCCCUUGGAUAGCGAGCUGACGGCGAUGUGGAUGGUCAUUGUUACCAUGGCGACUGUCGGAUAUGGAGACUUUGUCCCGCGAACCGUGGCCGGGCGCGUGAUAACGGUGUUGGGCGGCAUUGUCGGCGGUGUGAUUGUGAUAUCGAUGUUGACGUCGCUCUUCAUGGGGUCGCUCCAAACCACCCGCGGCGAAGAAAAGGUUCUCCAUGUCGUGCGCUACAAGCGAUGGCAGCGCCGUCGCCUGGACGCGUCGGUAAACUUGAUCGCAGCGGCAUGGAAGCUCAGCAAACAACGUCGAAAUCACCCGAGCAAAGUGGCCGACGGGGAUACCAACCGUCUGCUCUAUAAAUACAUGCAAGAAGUGCGAGAAUUGCGCUUGGGAGCGGUCACGGAAGGCGAAAACACUGUCGCGAUGGUGCGCCAGUGGCACCGCGAUGCCAUCGAGCCCAUCUUGGCCCACACGCAUGCCCAGCGCAACAAGACCGUGGACGAGCUGGAGAAGAAGAUCCUCCAAAUUCGAGACCUGGCGCGCGUGAUUCAUGGCAUUCGGUCGACCGGCCGCACGUAGAUGAAUUGAACUGCAUGCAUUGCAUCGAAUACAUGUGUGGAUACGUCUUGCUCA